This is a messenger RNA of Teleopsis dalmanni, 2229 nucleotides long. RefSeq lists its product as uncharacterized. The transcript is spliced from 3 exons. The record is from RefSeq and is a predicted model, not a curated record. Lineage: Eukaryota; Metazoa; Arthropoda; Insecta; Diptera; Diopsidae. The coding region runs from base 357 to 2129 and encodes 590 amino acids.
AUAAAAUUCAGGAGAGCAAAUUUAAAUACUAUGAAUACAAAACUGCUUCUGCAGAACCGGAAGACUACAACGUAAAAAUUCAAAUACCUAAAUAUACCAACAGUAGGCUCGAAGAUUCAGAAAAAGAAGAAACAAACUGUACAAUUUAUGUAAAAGAAUUCGAUUCAGUUAAAACUCUAAACUCUCAUAUACUUAAACUAAAUAAAGAGAAAUCGGAGAUUUUCCAUAAAACCAAACAAAAAGCACAAAAAGUAAAAUUGGAUAAGUACGACUCGUUACCAACAAAGAUUUAUAGAAUUGAUGAUUUCAAUGAUAAUUUUACUACAACAAAUAAUAAGGCUACAUUACCAAAAGAAAUGAUUGCAGCCGAAGAAGAUACAACAGAUCGAUUGUUAUUGGAAAAUGAAGAAUAUUGUGUUAUAACGUUAGAAAAUGAGACUAUAUAUAAUGAGCGACGAACGUCUGUUUCUAAUAGUUUAAUUGAUCCUAUUACAAACGCCGUUGUAGAACAGUUUAUAGAAGAUGAACCACCUGAAGUUUCCACUGAACAAUUUUUAAAAAAUGAUGAAUACUGUGUUAUAACUCAAGAAAGUAAGACUAUGAAUACUGAGUCAAGAACUGCUGUUCCUGAAAUUGUAGUUGAUAGUAAAACAGAGAAUCAAACACCGGUCGAAGGUGAUGCCAUUGUACAACAAUUCACUGAGCAAUUAUUAGAAAAUGAGGAACACUGUCUUAUAAUUCAAGAAAAUAAGACUAUGAAUUCCGAGCUAAGAACUGCUGUUCCUAAAGUUGUAGUUAAUGGUAUUACAGAAGAUCGAACAUCAAUCGAAGGUAAUGCCGUUGUUCAACGAUUCAUAAAAGAUGAACCAUUUGAAGCGUCUACUGAGCUAUUGGUAAAUGAAGAAUACGAUAUUAUAACUCUACAAAAGAAGUCUACAAAUAUUGAGCCAAAAACAAGUGUUCCAGAUAACGUAAUUGAUACAAAUAAAGUGAAUCAAAUAUUGGGCGAAGGUAAUGCCAUUGUACAACAAUUUAUAAAAGUUGAACCACCUGAAGCUUACACUGGGCAAUUAUUGAUGAAUGAAGACUGCUGUUUUGUAAAGUCAAUAAAUGAGAGUAUGAAAUUUGAGCCAAAAACUAUUGUUCCUGAAAGUUCACUUGAUACUAUAGUGGACGAUCAAGCAUCUAUUAAAGUUAAUGCUGUUAUACAAGAACUUAUGGAAGAUGAUUUGCCUGAAAUUUUCAUAGAAAAAUUUUUAGAAAAUGAAGAAUACUGUGUUGCAGCUUCAGAAAAUGAGACUAUAAAAACCACACCGAAUAGUGCUGUUUCUGAAAGCGUAAUUGAUCGCAUUACAAACAAUCAAACAUCGGUUAACGAAAACUUCUUUGCACACAAAUUUGUAAAAGAUGAGCCACCUGAAAUUUCCACAGAGCAGUUAUUAUUAGAAAAAGAAAUAUGUACUGUAAUAGAAAGCCAGAGUAUAAAAAUGGAACAGAGAACAGAUGUUCUUGAAAGUCAGUUUGAUGCGUUUACAAAUGAUCGAACAUCAGUUGAAGGUAUUGCACAAAAAUAUAUUAAAAAUGAAGUAUCUGAUGCAACAACAGAGCAAUUAUUAUUAAACAAUGAAUUAUAUACUAUUACUACACUAGAAAAUAAGAAAGUAGUAACGCAGUCAAAAACUACUGUUCUGAAGAAUUUACCGAAACAAAAUAAUUAUAUUAAAUCUUUAGCUGAAAGCCUAGUUGCUGCCGUUACAGACCCUGCAUCUGACGAUGAGAAAGUACAAAUUACGACCAAAGAAAAAGAAAAAAGUGAUGAUGAGACAAAAAUAAAAAGUAACGUUCGGAAACUAUUGGAUAUUUUAGUGGAUAGAAUUACUUUGACAAAAUUUGGUUGGCCACAAGAAACUGAAGAAUAUGUACUUUGCAGAGUAAUAGAAAAUUGUGGAUAUGAUUUAAGUAAGGAUAAGACAAGCUAUGUUGAUUGUGAUUAUGCAACACGCAUGCGUGGGUAUGUAAAAUUGCUCUUUAGUGUUGUUUUACAUAAUGAUUCCAUAUUGGAACUCUUAAACUAUUAUCCAAUUGAUGAUGUGAUUAAAUUUGUAUUGGAUAAUGAUGAUAACGAUUGAAACAUGCUUAAAUAAAGAUAUUUUUUCAAAACAUUAUCUGUAAAAAAGGUAAUUAUGUAAAUGCAGUGCAUUUAUAGCCGGGUUUUAAUAUCUAAUGUUU